Saimiri boliviensis boliviensis (Bolivian squirrel monkey) is the source of this 1038-nucleotide messenger RNA. The record is from RefSeq and is a predicted model, not a curated record. Lineage: Eukaryota; Metazoa; Chordata; Mammalia; Primates; Cebidae.
AUGAAUAUCACACUUUAUUCAUUUUUUUAUGUCCUCAGAUUAAAUGAAGGGAAUAGUACUGGAAUAAAUACAGACGAAAGAAAGAAAAUGCGAGGAGAAAAUUUCACCAUUUGGAGCAUUUUCUUCUUGGAGGGAUUUUCCCGGUACCCAAGGUUAGAGGUGGUUCUCUUCAUCUUCAGCCUUGUAAUGUAUCUGACAACGCUCUUGGGCAACAGCACUCUUAUUUUAAUCACUAUCCUAGAUUCACGCCUUAAAACCCCCAUGUACUUACUCCUUGGAAAUCUCUCUUUCAUGGAUAUUUGUUACACAUCUGCCUCUAUUCCUACUUUGCUGGUAAACUUGCUGUCAUCCCAGAAAACGAUGAUCUUUUCUGGAUGUGCUGUACAGAUGUAUCUGUCCCUUGCCAUGGGCUCCACGGAGUGUGUGCUCCUGGCCAUGAUGGCAUAUGAUCCUUAUGUGGCCAUUUGCAACCCACUGAGAUACUUCAUCAUCAUGAACAGGCGUGUCUGUGUGCAGAUGGCCACAGUCUCCUAGAUGAUGGGUUGCCUGACUGCCCUGCUGGAAACCAGUUUCACCCUGCAGAUACCCCUCUGUGGGAAUCUCAUUGAUCACUUCACCUGUGAAAUUCUGGCAGUGCUAAAGUUAGCUUGUGCAAGUUCACUGCUCAUGGACAUGAUCAUGCUGGUGGUCAGUAUUCUCUUGUUGCCAAUUCCAAUGAUCUUAAUUUGUAUCUCUUACAUCUUCACCCUUUCCACUAUUCUGAGAAUCAGCUCAGCAGAGGGAAGAAACAAAGCUUUUUCUACCUGUGGUGCCCAUUUGACUGUGGUGAUCUUGUAUUAUGGGGCUACCCUCUCUAUGUACCUAAAGCCGUCUUCAUCAAACUCACAAAAAAUAGACAAAGUUAUCUUGUUGCUUUAUGGAGUGCUUACCCCUAUGUUGAACCCUAUAAUUUACAGUUUAAGAAACAAGGAAGUCAAAGAUGCUAUGAAGAAACUGUUGGGCAAAAUACCGUUGCAUCAAACACAUGGAUGUCUCUGA